AUGCGCGUUGCCACAAUGAUGUCCCUUCGCUCCGCUGUGCGGAGAGCUGCUUGCAAGCCCCUCCGUACCCUCUCCGCACCGACUGCCUCUCCUCUACGAGUCUCAGCCGGCAAGGUCACCUCCCUUCGCCAGAUUCGCUCUUACUCUCGCUCCACUGAUCCCCAUCUCACCGCCACUCGCAGUACCGUCGUGCAGCUGCUGAGCAACAUUGGUUCAAAGCGUGAGGUCCAACAGUACCUGUCACACUUCACUUCCGUGUCCUCCCAGCAGUUCGCUGUGAUCAAGGUCGGUGGUGCUAUUAUUACCGAGCACCUCGAGACUCUGUCCUCUGCUCUUGCUUUCCUCAACCAUGUCGGCCUCUACCCGAUCGUCGUCCACGGCGCCGGCCCCCAGCUCAACCGCAUGUUGGAGGCGGCGGGUGUUGAGCCCCAAUUCGAGGAUGGAAUUCGCGUGACUGAUGGCAAGACUUUGGCUCUGGCUCGCAAGCUGUUUUUGGAGGAGAACAUGAAGCUCGUUGAGGAGCUUGAGCGCAUCGGUAUCCGUGCGCGCCCGAUCACGGCCGGUGUCUUUUCGGCUGAUUACCUUGACAAGCCCAAGUACAACUUGGUCGGUAAGAUCAAUGGUGUUGACAAGGCUCCUAUCGAGUCCGCUAUUGCCGCUGGUUGUCUGCCUAUCUUGACUUCCAUGGCUGAGACCCCGGAUGGUCAGGUUCUCAACGUUAACGCGGACGUGGCUGCAGGUGAGCUUGCCCGCUCUCUGCAGCCCCUCAAGAUCGUCUACCUUGCCGAGAAGGGCGGUCUUUUCAACGGUGACACUGGCGAGAAGAUCUCCGUUAUCAACCUUGAUGAGGAGUACGAUCAUCUCAUGAACCAGUGGUGGGUGCGCCACGGUACUCGCCUCAAGAUCAAGGAGAUGAAGGAACUCUUGAGUGACCUGCCUCGCUCAUCUAGCGUUGCUAUCAUUCACCCCGCUGAUCUCCAGAAGGAGUUGUUCACCGACUCCGGCGCCGGUACCUUGAUCCGCCGUGGUAACAAGAUCCACGUCAAGACCACUCUGUCUGAGUUUGAGAACCUGUCCGCCCUCAAGGAGGUGCUGAUCCGUGACCGUGAGGGUCUUGAUGCUCGUGCUGUUGUCGACCGCUACGUCGAGGGCAUGAAGGAGAAGGACUUCAAGAUCUACUACGACGAGCCCAUGGAGGCCCUCGGAGUUGUGCUUCCCCCGCAACCCGGAUCCCAGAUGGCUCACUUGGCCACCUUCACCAUCACCAAGUCUGGAUGGUUGACCAACGUUGCUGACAACGUCUUCGCCAGCAUCAAGAAGGAUUUCCCUAAGCUUGCAUGGACUGUCAAGGAAGAUGACGAGAACCUGACCUGGUUCUUCGACAAGGCCGACGGCAGCUUGAGUCGUGAUGGCCAAGUCCUGUUUUGGUAUGGUGCUGAGAAUGGCGAGGAGGUCAAGCAGCUCGUGCAGGAGUUCAACCAGCACGGCCGCCAGAUGUUUGGUGAUAUCAACCUCGAGUCGCGUCUCCACCGCGCUGCCGAGGCCGCCGCAAACAUCGGCAAGGGCCACGGUGCUAGCGGUGCUUCUGUUGAGCAGAAGCGUGGUUUCUCCACCACCAGCAACGCUCUGCGCAUGACCCGCGCCAAGCGUCCCGCUGUUGCCGUCAACGCUUUCCGUUCUUACUCUACCACCAACCCCAAUCCCCCUCUCGGUGAGAAGAACAACUCCAACACCCAGCCCGCCAAGGUUGCGCUUAUCGGUGCCCGUGGCUACACUGGUCAGGCCCUGAUCAACCUGCUCAACGCCCACCCCAACAUGGAUCUCCGCCACGUAUCGUCCCGCGAGCUGGCCGGUAAGAAGCUCCAGGGCUACGAGAAGCGUGAGAUCAUCUACGAGAAUCUUAGCCCCGAUGAUGUCCGCAAGAUGUCCGCCAACGGCGACAUCGACUGCUGGGUGAUGGCUCUGCCCAACGGUAUUUGUAAGCCGUUCGUCGACGCCGUCGACGAGGGUUCUGAGAAGGGUAACGUCAUCAUUGACUUGAGUGCCGAUUACCGCUUUGACCCUAAGUGGACUUACGGUCUCCCCGAGUUGGUCGAGCGCUCCAAGAUCGCUCAGGCCACCCGCAUUGCCAAUCCCGGAUGCUACGCCACCGCCGCCCAGCUUGGAAUUGCUCCUCUCGUUCCUUUCCUUGGCGGCCAGCCCACUACCUUCGGUGUCUCUGGAUACUCCGGUGCUGGCACCAAGCCCAGCCCUAAGAACGACGUGCAAUACCUGACCAACAACCUCAUUCCCUACAGCCUGACUGACCACAUUCACGAGCGUGAGAUCAGCGCACAGCUGGGCACCAGCAUUGCAUUCAUUCCUCACGUCGCGGUUUGGUUCCAGGGUAUCUCUCACUCUAUCAGCAUCCCUCUGAAGCAGAAGAUGACCUCCCGUGACAUCCGCAACCUCUACCAGGACCGUUACGCCGGCGAGAAGCUCGUCAAGAUCGUCGGCGAGGCCCCUCUCGUCAAGGAUAUUGCCGGCCGCCACGGUGUCGAGAUCGGUGGUUUCGCCGUCCACUCCAGCGGCGAGCGUGUCGUUGUCUGCGCCACCAUCGACAACUUGCUCAAGGGUGCCGCCACUCAGUGCCUGCAAAACAUGAACUUGGCUCUAGGCUACUCCGAGUACGAGGGUAUUCCCCUUGACUAA
Penicillium soppii is the source of this 2691-nucleotide messenger RNA. It is a transcript of the gene argEF, whose product is annotated as bifunctional acetylglutamate kinase/N-acetyl-gamma-glutamyl-phosphate reductase. Gene Ontology annotation, molecular function: L-glutamate N-acetyltransferase activity, acting on acetyl-CoA as donor; NADP+ binding; arginine binding. The transcript has 3 exons. The coding region runs from base 1 to 2691 and encodes 896 amino acids. NCBI's taxonomy places the organism in Eukaryota, Fungi, Ascomycota, Eurotiomycetes, Eurotiales, Aspergillaceae. Gene Ontology annotation, biological process: L-arginine biosynthetic process. The record is from RefSeq and is a predicted model, not a curated record. Gene Ontology annotation, cellular component: mitochondrion; cytoplasm; mitochondrial matrix.